Molecule: messenger RNA, 711 nt
Organism: Cryptomeria japonica (Japanese cedar)
Lineage: Eukaryota; Viridiplantae; Streptophyta; Pinopsida; Cupressales; Cupressaceae
Product: glutamate decarboxylase-like
Exons: 3
Coding region: 1-534 (177 amino acids)
Biological process (GO): L-glutamate catabolic process
Cellular component (GO): cytosol
Molecular function (GO): pyridoxal phosphate binding; glutamate decarboxylase activity
Source: RefSeq, a predicted model, not a curated record
AUGUUCAGGCGGUCAUGGAUUACUGGUGCAAGUCAAAUCAUUGCGCAAUACUACCAACUUAUUCGGCUUGGCUUUGAGGGAUACAAGAGAAUCAUUGAAAAUUGCAGGGCAAAUGCCAAAUAUUUACGUGAUAGCCUUAUAAGAACAGGGCGAUUCAAGAUGCUGUCAAAAGAGGAGGGUGUACCUCUAGUUGCCUUCUCUCUCAAGGAGAAGCUCAAGUACAAUGAACACGAUAUUUCAGAACACCUGAGAAGGUUUAAUUGGGUGGUACCUGCGUAUAAUAUGGCUCCAGAGGCACAGCACAUAAGCCUUCUGCGUGUGGUGAUACGAGAGGAUUUCAGCAGAAGCUUGGCUGACAGGCUCGUAAAAGACAUUCGCACAGUUUUGAAUGAUUUGGACUCGCUGCCAUUGAAGCCCGAGAAGGAGAAGAAGGCUAAUGUUGGUGCUGCUGCAAAUGGAAAUGGCCAUAGGGUUUUAACCAGGAGGAAGGUCAACGAUCUAAAUUCCCAACGCAAAACCAAAGCAAUUUGCUAAAUACUGAUUAUAGAUUAAUAGUUACAAUAAUGAGCAUGUGGUGAGAGAUUAGUGCUGGAAGUUACUCUGAUUUGAUUCAUUGAGGUAUUGCAUUUAACAGGGAUUUACAAACUGAUAUUUAUGUUUUGUUACAAAAUUUCAGUUAUCAUUCAAUAAUUAAGUGUUACUGCUUAUAGA